Messenger RNA from Tauraco erythrolophus (red-crested turaco), 1803 nucleotides. The record is from RefSeq and is a predicted model, not a curated record. NCBI's taxonomy places the organism in Eukaryota, Metazoa, Chordata, Aves, Musophagiformes, Musophagidae.
AAAAAGAUGGCAAAGCCUUUCAUCCGACGUAUGAAGAAAAACUCAAACUUGUGGCGCUGCACAAGCAGGUUCUGCUGGGACCCUACAACCCUGACACUUGCCCUGAAGUUGGAUUCUUUGAUGUCCUGGGGAAUGAUAGAAGGAAGGAAUGGGCUGCCCUUGGAAACAUGUCGAAGCAAAAAGCUAUGACAGAAUUUGUUAAGCUCCUGAAUAGGUGCUGCCACUUGUUUUCAACAUAUGUCACUUCCCACAAGAUAGAGAAAGAAGAACAAGAAAAGAAAAGAAGAGAAGAGGAAGAACGAAGGCGGCGUGAAGAGGAGGAACGUGAGCGUUUGCAAAAAGAAGAAGAAAAACGUAGGCGAGAAGAGGAGGAAAGACUGAGAAGGGAAGAAGAAGAGAGGAGGAGAAUAGAGGAGGAACGGCUACGCAUGGAACAACAGAAGCAACAGAUAAUGGCAGCACUGAACUCCCAGACUGCCAUUCAGUUCCAGCAGUAUGCAGCCCAGCAGUAUCCGGGCAACUACGAACAGCAGCAGAUCCUAAUUCGGCAGCUCCAGGAACAGCAUUAUCAACAAUACAUGCAGCAGUUGUAUCAAGUCCAGCUUGCACAACAACAGGCAGCCUUACAAAAACAGCAGGAGGCGGUUGUGGCAGUGACGGGGACACCUCUGACUACUGCAUCCAAGGUGAAUGCAUCUGCCCCAGGGGACACCCCAUCUGUUAAUGGGCAGGCCAGUGCACAUGCAGACAGCCCUGAAAAAGAGCUGGAUCCAGAGGCUUUGGAAGAAGCACUGGAGAAUGGACCAAAAGAUUCUGUUCCAGUGAUAGCUGCCCCAUCAAUGUGGACACGACCCCAGAUAAAAGACUUCAAGGAAAAAAUCCGGCAGGAUGCAGACUCUGUGAUCACAGUGGGCCGAGGAGAAGUGGUUACAGUUAGAGUACCAACUCAUGAAGAAGGGUCUUACCUCUUUUGGGAGUUUGCUACAGACAAUUAUGACAUUGGUUUUGGGGUGUAUUUUGAAUGGACAGACUCCCCUAAUACUGCAGUCAGUGUGCAUGUCAGCGAAUCCAGUGAUGAUGAGGAUGAAGAAGAAGAAAAUACUAGCAGUGAAGAAAAAGCCAAAAAGAAUGCCAACAAGCCUCAGCUAGAUGAAAUAGUGCCUGUGUACAGACGAGACUGUCACGAAGAAGUGUAUGCUGGCAGCCACCAGUACCCAGGGAGAGGAGUUUAUCUUCUUAAAUUUGACAACUCCUACUCUCUAUGGAGGUCAAAAACAGUUUACUACAGAGUUUAUUAUACUAGAUAAAGGUGUGGCUGUGUCUGAGGUUGGGCUGUGCAGAAGAUGUCAUUUUAUUUGGAAUUUUCUUCAAGCAUAAUGGAUCCUUUUGAGUCUGUGUUUUAUCCUGUCUGUAUCUGUAUGAUUUGUGUGAACUUUAACAAGUAGACACUGGGAUCUUCCUGCUCCGUGACACUAAUGCAUAUUGCAUUGGGCUUAACACAGGAUCUCCCUAGCCCUUUUGGGUAUUGGAGUUAACCAAUCGAAGUCAUUGGCUCCAGUGCUAAGGUCACAUCGGUUGCAUUUGUUAAAGCCUCAUGAAAAGGGGAGGGAGUUGCUGGCUCACUAGCUGGGUGAUCUGAUGUUUCCAGGUCUGGAUGCUUUGAAUAACUUGUUAACGGUUAAUUUAAAGGUCCCAUCAAUAACUUGUAGGUUUGGAUGCAGUUUGCUGUGUAGCAAGUUUCUCUAACUGUAAUUGAAUGUCAAGAUUUUUACACCAUUAAAACUUGAAACUUUAAGUUGAUGC